GUCGCCAUGUGUGUGUGUUCAGUGCACGUGCCGGAUCGGCGGGGUCGGUUCUCCGGUAACGGCAGCGGAGGAGGAGAUGAUGAUGGGCGGCAGACCGGGCGCGGUGGCGUUGGGUGUUUGCGGCGCGCUCUUUAUCGGUUACUGCAUUUAUUUUGACAGAAAGCGCCGCAGCGAUCCGAACUUCAGAACCAGACUUCGAGAACGUAGGAAGAAGCAGAGAACUGCUCAAGAUAAAUCUGGACUCGCUCAACUGCCGGAUCUUAAAGACGCUGGAGCGGUGCAGAAGUUUUUCCUGGAUGAGAUUCAGCUGGGCGAGGAGCUGCUGGCUCAGGGAGAUUAUGAGCAGGGAGUGGAUCAUCUGACCAAUGCCAUCGCAGUGUGUGGUCAGCCUCAGCAGCUCCUGCAGGUCCUCCAGCAGACACUCCCACCGCCGGUCUUCCAGAUGCUGCUCACUAAACUCCCCACUAUCAGCCAGCGGAUGGUGAGCGCUCAGAGUCUGGAGGAGGAUGAUGUGGAGUGAAUCCUGAUCUUCAGUCUCCUGUUAAUUCUCAACUUCAUUCCUGCUUUUGUUUUUGCACAUCCAUCCUGACCACUGUUUAUAGUCUGCCGUUUCAUACUUCAAUUAAAUAUGCUCUUAUUAUGCUUCCAAACACAAUCACAGGGUUUUGAAUACAGAUGAAGAGUUUUAUAUAAUUUUUGGGUGGGAAUAUAAAGGUCAUGAGAUUGUUUGUUAUGGACUCAAGCACAAAACAUACCAUUUCUGGAUGUUUCUGACAUGUUUAUUAGUAGCUGGUUGGUUAUUCAAUGCAAAAAGAACGGCUGUGGUUUUGUUUGUUUUUGUUAUAUUUCUGAAUCACAUUGAAAGUAUGAGUGUUAAAUAAUAGAUUUCUUUGUAUUCAUUAAAUAAUUUAAUCAAUAA
Danio aesculapii is the source of this 919-nucleotide messenger RNA. RefSeq names its product translocase of outer mitochondrial membrane 20 (gene tomm20a). Lineage: Eukaryota; Metazoa; Chordata; Actinopteri; Cypriniformes; Danionidae. The record is from RefSeq and is a predicted model, not a curated record. The transcript is spliced from 5 exons. Gene Ontology annotation, molecular function: transmembrane protein transporter activity. Gene Ontology annotation, biological process: tRNA import into mitochondrion; protein import into mitochondrial matrix; protein targeting. Bases 77 to 520 code for a protein of 147 amino acids. Gene Ontology annotation, cellular component: mitochondrial outer membrane translocase complex; mitochondrial outer membrane.